GCGCGCGCUCUAUCACCGCGCGGACCAGUAGAGGGUGUCAGUCUAGGCGCUCUCCCUGAGUUCACAGACCUUCCUGUUUAGCGAAGCAAUUCUAAAGCCGAAACAGAUCUUUUACCCAGUAUUAUCCCUGACAUCGCUUUGUUGUUCUUAUUUCGCCAGUUUUGGAAAUCACGCACAAAGGAGCGACUUGGGGAAAAAAACGCGCGUUGGCGCUGCCUGCUCUCUGCCGAACAAAGAAAGUCCUUUCUGAGGAUAGAGAUCCCCACCAGUGCUUAGUUAUGAGUCAUGUGGUCGCCGAAAAUGCGCACGGUCUAGACCAGCAGCUUGCUGCCCUAGACUUGAACUCCGCAGCUGAUAUACAGGGUGGCGGAGGCACUGGCAGACGAUACAUUCCACCUCAUCUGCGGAACAAAGAGGCUUCAAAAAAUGCAGGAAAUGAAUAUGCUUCUCGUAGGCAGAGUGGUUAUUCAGUGGCACCAGUAAUGGGCUUUUCUCCUAAACAGCCCCCUCAGACUUGGCAUCCAGAGUACAGCCGUAGGCUCAGGAAUGACUGUAUGACGGAAUGGGAUGACUUUAGGCUCGGUCACCAGAGAUAUCCCUCCCAGGAAAUCUUUUAUCAGCCCUACAGUGGCAGCUGGCCAGCCAGAUGUGCUUCUCCUGCCCAUACUGAUGGGGAUGACGACACAGCCAGUGUGGUGAGCUGGGCGGACCGUUGUGACUCUCCUGGAUGGGAUGGUGGACGCAACGGCUUUGUGAAUGGAUACCACGAUGGCAGGGAUAGUCGCAUGAAUGGCGAUCGCAGCGGUUUUGGGGGACGCGGGCCAUCUCGCACAGACAGAGGUGGGCGUGGUGGAUACCGUGGCAACCGGGGCAGUGGAUCAUUUAACCAGUCCCAACCAACGCAAAAUGCAGGAUUUGCCUUUGACAAAGAUGGCGGAUGGAAUAGUUCCAAAGACAGAGAUGCAUACACUAGCUUUGGAGGGCGCAAUGACAGAGGGAAGUCUUCAUUCUUCAGUGAUAGAGGUGCCGGGACACGAGGAAGAUUUGAACGUGGAGGCUUUGGGGGCAGCAACAGCCGGUGGGUGGAGGACUCGAGAGACGAGGAGGACUGGUCCAAACCAACUUCUCCAAAUGAGCGCUUGGAACAUGAGCUCUUCUCUGGAAGCAAUACGGGGAUUAACUUUGAGAAGUAUGACGACAUUCCUGUAGAAGCCACAGGCACCAAUUGCCCACCCCAUAUUGAAAGUUUCCAUGAUGUUGACAUGGGAGAGAUUAUCAUGGGCAACAUAGCUCUGAGCCGUUACACGAAGCCCACUCCUGUCCAGAAGCAUGCUAUUCCCAUCAUCAAGACUAAGAGGGACCUUAUGGCCUGUGCUCAGACCGGCUCUGGGAAAACGGCAGCGUUUCUGCUUCCCGUGCUGAGUCAGAUUUACACUGAGGGUCCCGGAGAGGCACUACAGGCCAUGAAAGCUAGCAAUCAGGAAAAUGGGAAGUAUGGGCGUCGCAAGCAGUUCCCAAUCUCUCUGGUUCUGGCCCCAACUAGAGAGCUCGCUCUGCAGAUCUAUGAUGAGGCCCGAAAGUUUGCCUACAGGUCCAGAGUGCGCCCCUGUGUUGUGUAUGGAGGAGCAGACAUCGGCCAGCAGAUCCGUGACCUCGAGAGGGGCUGCCAUCUUUUGGUGGCCACACCUGGACGUCUGGUAGACAUGAUGGAGAGAGGAAAAAUAGGCCUAGAUUACUGCAACUACCUGGUUCUGGAUGAGGCAGACAGAAUGCUUGACAUGGGCUUCGAGCCUCAGAUCCGCCGCAUCGUCGAGCAGGAUACCAUGCCGCCUAAGGGUCUCAGGCAUACCAUGAUGUUCAGCGCCACCUUCCCCAAGGAAAUUCAGAUUCUUGCUCGUGACUUCCUGGAGGAGUACAUUUUCCUGGCUGUCGGCCGUGUGGGAUCAACUUCUGAGAAUAUCACCCAGAAAGUGGUCUGGGUGGAAGAGAGCGACAAGAGAUCUUUUCUGCUGGAUCUGCUGAAUGCCACUGGUAAAGACUCCCUCACCCUGGUGUUUGUGGAAACGAAGAAGGGAGCAGACGCCCUGGAGGACUUCCUGUACCGCGAGGGCUAUGCCUGUACCAGUAUCCAUGGCGACCGCUCUCAGAGGGAUAGGGAAGAGGCACUCCAUCAGUUCCGUUCUGGAAGAUGCCCCAUCUUGGUUGCUACAGCGGUUGCUGCACGUGGACUAGAUAUCUCCAAUGUAAAGCACGUCAUCAACUUUGAUUUGCCCAGCGAUAUUGAGGAAUAUGUCCACCGCAUUGGUCGUACUGGACGUGUUGGAAAUCUUGGUUUGGCUACAUCUUUCUUCAAUGACAAGAACAGCAACAUCACAAAGGAUCUUCUAGACCUCCUGGUUGAAGCUAAACAGGAGGUUCCUUCAUGGCUGGAGAGCCUGGCUUAUGAGCAUCAGCAUAAAAGUAGCAGCCGUGGACGUUCCAAGAGGUUUUCUGGAGGUUUCGGUGCCCGUGAUUAUCGUCAGAGCAGCAGCAGCGGCACCAGCUUUGGCACCCGCGGGAAUCGCAACACCGGGGGUCACGGGGGGAGCCGAGGAUUUGGUGGUGGUAAGGGUUUUGGAAACUUCUACAGCAAUGAUGGAUAUGGAGGAAAUUAUUCCCAAGUUGACUGGUGGGGAAACUAACGCCACAGACGAUGGAGAUGGCCAUGCCAAAUUAGCUGAAUGGAAACCACAUGUAACUUUGCCAGACUUUACCCUGUGUAGCUUCAAGAACUCGCAGUACAUUACCAUCUGUGAUUCUCUGACAUUCUGGAAGCGAGCGUCAGACUGAAGAUAGCCUUCGGGAGAGAGAGAACAUGGCUUCUAAUAACUCCUAACAGAUUCCUGGACUCUAGUUAUCCACUGCACUUCACUUUUUUAUUUUAUUUGUUAAACUGAGGAUCAUUUGUUAAUGUACUGUACCUUUAAAAUCAGACAGUUUUAUUUUUUAAAUGUCAUUAAAUGGCUAAACUUGACCAGGAGAUCAAUUAAGGCAUAAAUCUUGUACUGAAUCAAACCUUGGCAAACACUGGAAUGAUUUGACUGAAAAGUCAUUCUUCCAUUUUGAACCUCAAAUUGUCACAAGGAACAUCUAAAGCUGCCUACUGACUAUAACAAGCAGUUUGUGGAACCAUCACGGAUGUAUUCGGUUUAAGGCAUCGAUUCCUUGUGUAGCAACUUAAGGGAUGAAGAGUUCUAGUUUCUUUGCUCACUCUAUCCUGGAUAGGUACCUAUAAGGAUAUGGUUGUCUUGAAAAAGCCAUUCCCAUGGCACUCCUAAUCGACAAGUAAUUUGAGCACUGUUGUUUAACACUGUUUGAUACUAUGCUGAAACUAAUUCUUUAUGUCCUGCAAUUGACUUGACAGUGUUAAGGCAGCUAGUAAUCUACCGUCAGCUAGCUGUGAGGGGGGGGCAGUGUUUUUAUUGUUUUUCUUUUUUUGUCCUUUACUUGAAUCACUAAAGGGGCAACUGAAAAAAAAUGUUUUUGAUACAUUUUUUUAAACUUAGAUGAAUUUGAAAACCUGCCAUGCCGGAAGAUGGAAUGGCUUGUAUGAGGACCACAGUACGGAUGUGGCCUUGUAGAGUGUUCCGGCCAAUUCGGUAUCAAACGCAUGCUAGUGUUGUUUUUUGGUCAAGGAGUUAAAACAAAUGAAUUGUGCAGGCUUUAACUUUAUAAACAAUUUUUUUCUUUCCCAAGCUGCGUUAAUUUCUGAAGGACAUCCUUGGCUUUUGUUUUUUAUUUUUUUCCUUUUUUGUGAAUGGCUACCAUUGCCAGAUUGCUGAGGUCUGUAAUGUAUGCAGAACUGCACACAGGAAGUUGGCAGGGACAGUGCAGUCUGGGUCACCUCCAUUUUACUUGCAUAGGUUUCCAUUACAUACUGGCUGUGUAUUCCACUAAAUCUGGCCAAAGACUGGUUUUGUUUUAUUUUUUCCCUUCUUGUACAUUAAUGCAGUUUGCUCUCUGGGGGGUAGAUCUGCCUUUACAUGCAUCUAAAUCAUUGGCCAGGUUGCCAGCAGUGGCUUGUUUUAACACGGUGGAGGAAGAGGUGAGAAAAUGGCAUUCAACGUAAGUGCAAUAGAUUUUUCUCAAAGUGUGUCGUGCCUUGAAAUUUUUAAACAUGAACUAAAGCAGAUGCACUGACAGUGAUGAGGUAACUUAGGAUGAAUGGUGCUAUUUAAGUUGAGUCUUGUAUGUUGUGCCCAUCAAGUUGUACAGAGUUGUUUUAUUGCACUUUUUAUGUCUGGAGUGCGUGUCCUUAAGCUUCCAAAUGUGUGGAUGGUGUGAAACGCAGCUUGUUUACAAAAGGGGAAGGGUUCUUGAUAUUUAACCAGGAUUUAUUUGGGACCAGGGGGAUUAGCAGUUGGGGAAUUUAGCUAUUUGCACAGAUUUCUAGAUUCUACUUUUGCUGCUAGGUUUGUGUAAUUUAUGAAGCAUUUCUUGAGAAAUAUUUAUUUUUAUAAGCCUAAAAGUGAUUCUUUGAAAGUUUCAAGAAACUUGACCAAAAGACAGUACAAAAACACUGGCACUUGAAUGUUGAAUGCCACCCGUAUGCGUGAGAUUUAUAUUUCGGGGUAGUGUGAGCGUUUAAUUGUUAAUCGUAUUGGACUCAACCAAAUUCCACACUUCUUACUUGGUCUUGUGGCCAAAUUACUAGAAUAUUUAAUUGGCUACCAAAACUGAAAAAGGAUCAAACAUGCCAAGGUUUGGAUAUGUGAUCAAAAUAGCAAUGCAUUUUCUAAAUGUAUCCUGUGCAAAGUGUCCAGAUCCAAUUCUGUUGCUUUUUUCUUUUUCAGCAAAUGUCUGGCACAUGGUAAUCUUAACAUGUGGUUAUUCUGUUGUAAUUGCAUAUUUGGUGUCUGGUGUUUGACCUCUGUAGCAUCUGGCAUGUGCUGGCUACAGCAAUAAGCCCUGGAGCAGGAGAGUGGUACCACGACAGAAAUGGGAAAGGGUUGGCAGGUGCCGAGUGCUGCAAAGGGAACACCAUGAACCUUUAGGGUUUAGUAUUUGCUUUAUGUACUAGUUUAGAUGCUAUGCACUGCACGAGAAAACUCAGCUGUGCGUUUAUUGUAUGAUUUUACCAAAAUAAAGCAUUGGGGGGAAAGACUAAGGUGCA
Messenger RNA from Paramormyrops kingsleyae, 5152 nucleotides. Its product is annotated as ATP-dependent RNA helicase DDX3X-like. The record is from RefSeq and is a predicted model, not a curated record. Gene Ontology annotation, molecular function: ATP binding; RNA helicase activity; nucleic acid binding. NCBI's taxonomy places the organism in Eukaryota, Metazoa, Chordata, Actinopteri, Osteoglossiformes, Mormyridae.